Naegleria lovaniensis is the source of this 2187-nucleotide messenger RNA. RefSeq lists its product as uncharacterized. The transcript has 2 exons. The coding region runs from base 1 to 2187 and encodes 728 amino acids. The record is from RefSeq and is a predicted model, not a curated record. Gene Ontology annotation, molecular function: ATP hydrolysis activity; ATP binding; long-chain fatty acid transmembrane transporter activity. Gene Ontology annotation, cellular component: peroxisomal membrane. Lineage: Eukaryota; Heterolobosea; Eutetramitea; Acrasida; Naegleriidae. Gene Ontology annotation, biological process: peroxisome organization; very long-chain fatty acid catabolic process; long-chain fatty acid import into peroxisome.
AUGCCAGCCAUUCUCUCUAAACCAUCGUCCUCUCCUUUGGUCCCCACUUCUUCCUUCCCCAAUUUUCUUCAUGAAUGCUAUGAUUUUGCAUUUAAGAAACAUUACAAAGCGACGAAAUAUUCUCUGAUUGCAUUAGCCUUGUCGCUCUCAGCAUUGGUAUUCGGAAGUGGAUUCAAACUCUACAGUACGAUCAAACAAUCCAGAAAACGAUCACUCUCCUCACUUCAUUCAACUGCUGUGGCGCAUGAUUCCAAACCAUCUGCAGAAAAACCGAAACAAGACUCGCCUACUUCUGCUUCUUCUUUCGUUACAUCUUUUGUAACCAAAGUUUACAAAUUGUGUGUGAUUGCCUUUACAAAGAAACCCUCCAAUCUUCAAAAAGAUGAAUUCUCUGGAAAGGUAUUGGCCAUGUCUGCCUCGCUCGUCGCACUAAUAAUUAUUCAAUCUUUGGUCACUAGAAAAGCAAAUUUGGUGAGUGGCGACAUGAUGGAGUAUUUGAUCGCUCAAAAGAAGAGUCACUUCUUUUACAGUGUUGCAAAAUUCUCAUUAUUCCUCGUCAUUCAAUCCAUGAUUGGACCUUCUGUGAAAUAUCUUGUGGAAUUAAUUGCAUUAUAUAUGAGAAGAAAUUUAACCAUGCAUGUGCAUGACAAGUACUUUUCAAAUAUGGCGUAUUAUAAGGUCAAUAAUUUGGAUAAACGUGUUGGUGCAGCAGACCAAAGAAUUACUCAAGAUAUUGAUGUGUUUUGUAAUCGAUUGGCUGAAUUAUUCACAGACAUGUUACAUCCAACAUUUGAAUUAAUCUUGUACUCGAUUGAAUUGGUACGAUUACUUGGACCCUAUGCCCUCAUGAGUGUGGUCUUGUAUUUGAGUUUUGCAAUUUUCGUCUUGUCCAAAGUUUCUCCAAAUUUCACAAAAAUCAGUGCACAAGUUCAGAACAUGGAAGGCAAUUUUAGAGCCAUGCAUAACCGAGCGAGUGUCUUUUCAGAGUUGAUAGCAUUCUAUGGAGGAGAGAAAACUGAGAGAACUAAGAUUGAAAACUAUUUUGAAAAGUUAACCGAGUAUUCAAGCUAUGUCAUUGGUCGAAACUUUUCCUUUGGUGUUGUGAAUGAUUUUUUCACCAAAUAUUUCCCUCACAGUUUCACAACACUCAUCAUUGGAAUGCCUGUAUUCUUUGGUCGUCUCAGAUUUUUGAAAGGAGAUGCUCUGAUGGGUAAAUUGAGAUAUAUUAUUGCAGUCAUUACUUUGGAAUUCUAUGCAUUGGGAAAUGUCAUUGAACUGUUUAGAAAAUUAUUGAGAUUGGGUGGAAUGGCUCAACGAGUGGCAACAUUAUACGCUGUUUUGAAUGAAAUUAAGCAUGGUAAUUCCAAGAAUAUUAACUUUCAGAAACAUCAUGAAGGAGAAAUUGUUGAAGCAGAUGAAAUUCGUUUUGACAAUGUCAUUAUCAAGACUCCGGAUAAUAUCACACUCGCACGUAAUUUGUCAUUCCAUGUUGGAAAGAAUGAGCAUAUUGUCAUUUCUGGAUCAAAUGGAAGUGGUAAAUCUUCACUGUUCAGAGUACUUGGUGCCUUGUGGCCUCUUCACAGUGGAAUUAUUUACAAACCACAAGCCAAUGGUUCGCAUGCAAGAGGUCUCCACAAUGACAUUUUCUAUCUUCCUCAAAAACCCUAUAAUAUCAAAGGGUCUUUACGAAGUCAAAUUAUAUAUCCAGACUCGACUCUCAAAGAAGGAUGGACAGAUGGAAAAUUGGAAGAAUUACUCAAUGAUUUUGGAAUUGGUUAUCUCUGUAAAAGAAGUUCCAAAGGAUUUGAUUAUGUCCAUGAUUGGGAUUCCUUGUCACGUGGUGAACAACAAAAACUUGCCAUGGUACGAUUGUUUUAUCACAAACCUCGAUAUGCAAUUUUGGAUGAAUGUACUUCGUGUAUCACUGCAGAUGAUGAAAAUCGUCUCUAUCGAAAAUGUACCUCUCAUGAAAUUACUUGUAUUACUAUUUCACAUCGACCAGCUCUCGAGAAGUAUCAUACACAACGAUUGGUAUUUAAUGGAAAAGGAGGAUGGGUAUGGCAACAGAUUAAACAUGGAGGUGAGAGUGGUGUCGAUGAAGAAUCUUCGUCAUCAGAAAUUACAGAACCAAUCUAUGAGUUGAAAGGAAUGGAUUUAUCCAUUCGUGAUGAUAUUAAGGAUGAAUAA